GGCGCAGAAGUAAGGAAACAAGACACUACUUAAAAUGAGGUAACAACGCCUCUAAUCAGAGUUGUACAGGCAGUGGCAUUCGUCAGAUUGUAGGCUGGUCUGCAUGACUCCACUACACGUUUUUCAAGGGAUUUAUUCACCCAAGCAUCACUGGCUAGCGCACUAGCUCCACGCUGCACUAAUCCAUCUACCGAGAGAGGGACGAUCGAGAGAAAAGGUUUACUGAAAUAUUAUUGGGAAAAAUGCGCACAAGGCAUUUGCAUCUGUAAUACUUUUAAACAACUUUGACAAGUUCCGGAAUGGAGAAUAAGGCCAUGUACUUGAGUACAUACGAAGAGAGGGAGAACGGAUCCAUCUACGAAGAGGGCUAUGAUGGCAGGAAUCUAUCAAAGCUCAACCUGUGUGAAGAUGCUGGUUCUGCCAAGAGAAGAAGGAAGACAGACAAUUGCUGCAACCACCUGAACUCCAUGUCGGCUAUAAAAUAUGCAAUUGUGUCCCUUUACAUCUUGGUCCUCCUGACUAUCUUUGGUCUCUGUUUAGCCGUGUCCAGGUCCCCGACUUCAUCGGAAAAGCAGGAGGCACUCAUGGAGAAUAUGACCCAUUUGGGAGAUCGCUCUCAGCAACUCCAGCAGUCCCUGGGUAACAUCUCCUCUCAGGCAGACCUCCUGGAGAACAUCUGGAAGCUGGAGAACCUGUUCCAGAACCACAGUGAGUCCUUACAGCAGCUGGGCCGGGCAGUGCGUGGUCUGGAGAGGGACAUCAGGGAUCUGCAAGGCCACUCCCAGUUCACAGACAGCACAGUGUGGCAGCUAGGGGAACAUGUCUCCGCCCUAAACCGCUCCAUCCAGAGGAAUGUGAGCGGGUUAAGCAAUCAGUUGGCCCUGGCCUCAGUCUCGUUGCAGGACCAUGACCUCCUGCUGAGGAGUGCGGCAGACCAGGUGGAUCAGCUUAAGGAGAAGCUAGAAGAGGUGGACUGGACAGUUGGUGCUGUCAACCACACAUUUGUCAGCGACAUCAGCAUCCAUCACCUGAAGAUACAGGACCUGCAGGGGCAGAUCAGCAACGUGAGUCAAGACACAAGGUACAUGAGGGCUACUCAGAUACACAUGGAGGAGACCUUGAAGAACGAGGUGGAGAUACUCAGCACCAUCACAGAGGACCUGAGGCUCAAGGACUGGGAGCACUCCAAUCUCCUAAAGAACAUCACAUUCUUACAAGGGCCUCCAGGACCGAAGGGUGAAAAGGGCGAUCUGGGGCCAUUUGGGUCCCCUGGUGUGGCAGGCCUCACAGGGAUGAGAGGUUUUACAGGAGAAAAGGGCGUACAGGGUCCAAGGGGACUAAAGGGACCAAACGGACCCAACGGCCUACCGGGGGAGAAAGGGGAUGUGGGACCCGAAGGGCAAAAAGGUGACAGAGGAGAUAGAGGACCAAAGGGUGAGAAGGGAGACCAAGGCAACCGUGAUGAAAGAACAGGUGAUGCCAUUGGCAAGACACUGGUGAGACUGGUGAAUGGAUCAGGCCCUCAUGAAGGAAGAGUGGAGGUGUUCCACGAGGGGCGCUGGGGAACAGUAUGUGAUGACGUCUGGGACAAGAAAGAUGGCGAUGUGGUGUGCAGGAUGCUUGGCUACACAGGAUCCUUCGAGAUCCAUAAAACAGGCCGGUUUGGCCAAGGUUCUGGGCUCAUAUGGAUGGACGAUGUAGCCUGCGUUGGGAAUGAGGACACCAUUCAGAAGUGCAAGUUCUCAGGCUGGGGCAAGACAAACUGUGGACACGUGGAGGAUGCGGGGGUGACAUGCAACACCUAACACCCACCUUCUGAACUCACUCCUAGUUCGGUUCCGCAGAGAGAAUUUGCAGUUGACGGGGCAGCGUGAGGUAGAGGGACUUGAUCCUGCAGUCCUACAGCCAUCCACUGCUGUGGACGUUCUGUGCAAACACAGUUUGACCUCUUGCAGGCCAUUGUCUUCAGUAUGUCAAGUAUAAUGCUGGUACUUAGCUCGGUUUAGGGGCCAAAAAAAAAUCAGGCAUUUACUAAUUAUUGUCUAGUUGUUAAAGAUGCAACGAAAAGCAAUGAAACAAAUGUCAACUUUUUGCCUGUGGAGCCAAGCACUGAGCUCACUGUCUCCAUCCAGUCUUUCACAGAUUGCAGCCAAAAGUGACACUCUCUUCAUUGACAAUUGCAGGGGCUGUUUGCAAUUGUCAAUACUGAGGCUUGGUUUAUGUAUGGCAACCUUGACUCUGAUCAUGAUUAUGAUAAAUUAAAGCCUAAAGGCUAGUAAAGGUUCUUGGAAAAUAUCAAGCAAAAUGGUAAAAUAGUAUUCAAAAUGAAUUAUGGUUUCUCACUUGAAAUAUACAGGGAAUUAUGAAUUAUUUUGUCAAAUAAAAGAAUGUUUUAAGAUACUUUCACAUUUAAACCAGGUGAUAAAUUGGUGUGAUGGCUGUAAGAAAGUCUGCAGUAUUUCUGAUAUAUUUGAUUCUUUUCUAUAGAUGAUUUGGUGCUAAAUAUGGGAUAAGUAGUCAAAUGUGCUUCGGUCCUGGGGACAAGGACUGUCUUUCGUUAUUUCAGAUAUUAUUCUCACUUUUAUCCAUUACAUUUUAUGGUAGGGGUGUUGCAGCGCACAGCUAAGCCAAAAGCCAAAGAUUACCUCAACCUCCCCAUCUCUGAGUAUUUUUUUCAGAUCAUGCUUUGCUCAUGAGAAAGUUCUUUCAACAGAAAAGGGAGAAAAAUAUUUUCUAACGAAAUUCUACUGAAAUAUUUUCAUAGAAGAGAUGUUUUCUGUUUUUAUUUUACAAAUGUUACUUUCUAUAGUAUAUGAUCAUAACUUGUAUAAUCCGGUCAAAAUAUUAUACAGUCUGCUGAUCUGCCUGUGAAUUUAAAAACAUGUCAUUCUUGCAUGGAGCUUCUCUGUUCUGUAAAUUCAUCACUGGGAGGUAAUGCUUACAUUUAUAUGUUGAAUGUUGCAGACUGCUUUUGGUUUGUAUAAGUUCCAGCUGUUUGGAACACACUAUACCAUACCACGAUGAUGAUUUAGGGUACUAAGUGGGAUUGAUUAGUUAUGGUAUGUGGCCCAGUUGCCCUAAACACCAAUUUUAUUGGAAAUGGUUUAAUUGACAAGGAGUGUAAAUAUAUUUGUAUUGUGCUGCUCAUAACACCCAGACAAUAGAAAAGUGUGAAACAUUCAAAUAAAAACAGUACAUAAUA
Esox lucius (northern pike) is the source of this 3202-nucleotide messenger RNA. RefSeq names its product scavenger receptor class A, member 5 (putative) (gene scara5). The transcript is spliced from 9 exons. Lineage: Eukaryota; Metazoa; Chordata; Actinopteri; Esociformes; Esocidae. Gene Ontology annotation, cellular component: plasma membrane. The record is from RefSeq and is a predicted model, not a curated record. Gene Ontology annotation, biological process: iron ion transmembrane transport. The coding region runs from base 300 to 1805 and encodes 501 amino acids. Gene Ontology annotation, molecular function: ferritin receptor activity.